Epinephelus lanceolatus (giant grouper) is the source of this 3627-nucleotide messenger RNA. The record is from RefSeq and is a predicted model, not a curated record. NCBI's taxonomy places the organism in Eukaryota, Metazoa, Chordata, Actinopteri, Perciformes, Serranidae.
AUCGCGCCGGAAGAGGUUGUCCUCACUCUCAAGAUGGCGUCUUUGCCCCUUUGUUUUUGUUGUAGAGAAAGAGUGUGUGAGCUCUAGCAGCAGUGAUCAAUCAGAGCCGCUGUAUGUCCGAAUCUUUUUCCUGAAUGUUUUUCCAUCUCCCGGUAGCCUACAAAGCUAUUUAAGUCAGCUUAGCAUGCUAGCUGGAAACAGACUGACGGGGACGGAAGUUAGCAACACAGCGCCUGUCAGAGUGACUGAUGGAGAGCAAGCGGUGUUUUGACGUGGAGACAAAGUCUAAAAUGCCUAAAGCCCAAAUGCUGAGAGCGUUGGUGAAGCAGCGACUAACUGCGGCUGCUGAAGAAAUAUUUGGGCUGUUUGAAAGAACGAUAGCAGAGUACGAGGAGGAACUUUCUAGAUCAAUUGAGGAGAACGAGCGACAACGGAAACUACUGGACGCUGUUUUCAGCCCUCAGCUUCAGUUACACAGAGCAGACGUCCAGCAGCUGUUGGUGGUUAAAGAAGAGGUUCCUCCUGAGCAGCAGGAGUGGAUCUCCAGUCUGGACCAGGAGGACCCAGAGCCACCAUACAUUAAAGAGGAACAGGAGGAACUCUGGAGCAGUCAGGAGGGAGAGCAGCUUCAAGGACUGGAGGAGACUGAUAUCAAUUUCACAUUUACUCCGGUGAAGAAUGAACACAAGGGUGACGAGAUACCUCAGUCCUCACAGCUUCAUCAGAGACAAACUGACCAGAUGGAAACAGGAGCUGAUGGAGAUGACUGUGGAGGAGCAGAACCAUCCAGGAACUCAGAUCCAGAUACAUAUUUGCAACCAGUUAGUGAAGAUGAUUCUCUGGACUCUAAUGAGACUGAAGUCAGUACUGAUGAUUGGGAGACCAGAGACCCUCAAUCAGGCUUAAACUCUCUGAAAAAUGAUAAAGUCUCUGUCAGUGGUUCAAGAUGUACUACUCAGAGACCUUACAGCUGCUCAGUUUGUAAGAAAUCUUUUACACAGGGUGGAAGUUUACAGAAACACAUGAGGAUCCACACAGGAGAGAAACCAUACACCUGCCCAGUGUGUGCUAAAGCUUUCAGUGACGGUGGAAAUCUGAAGAUGCACAUGAAAAUUCACACAGGAGAGAAACCAUACAGCUGCUCAGUGUGUGGCAAAGCUUUCAGUGAAAGAGGAAAUAUGAAGAUGCACGUGAGAAUUCACACAGGAGAGAAACCAUUCAGCUGCUCAUUUUGUAGGAAACCUUUUUCACAGAGUGGAAGUUUACGGAAACACAUGAGGAUCCACACAGGCGAGAAACCGUUCAGCUGCACAGUGUGUGGCAAAGCCUUCAGUGACAAUGGGAAUUUGAAAAUACACAUGAAAAUCCACACAGGAGAGAAACCAUUCAGCUGCUCAGUUGUGUAUUUAUAUAUCUCAUUAUUCUCCACAGAUGUCCAGCAGCUGUUGGUGGUUAAAGAGGAGGUUCCCCCUGAGCAAGAGUGGAGCUCCAUUCUGGACCAGGAGGACCCAGAGCCCCCACACAUUAAAAAGGAACAGGAGGAACUCUGGAGCAGUCAGGAGGGUGAGCAGCUUCAAGGGCUGGAGGAGGCUGAUGUCAAGUUCACAUUCACUCCUGUCUCUGUGAAGAGCGAAGAUGAGGGUGAGGAGAUACCUCAGUCCUCACAGUUUCAUAAGAGACAAACUGACCAGAUGGAAACAGCUGAUGGAGAGGACUGUGGAGGAGCAGAACCAGCCAGGAACUCAGAUCCAGAUACACAUUUACAACCAGUUAGUGAAGAUGAUUCUCUGGACUCUUCUGAGACUGAAGUCAGUGCUGAUGAGACCAGAGACCCUCAGUCAGGUUUACAUUCUUUGAAAAACAAUCAAGUUCCUGUCAAUGAUUCAAGAAGUAGCGCUGGUAAGAAACCAUAUAGAUGCUCUGAGUGUGGGAGAAGAUUUCUUAAAAAGGGAAGUCUGAAGCAACACAUGAAAAACCACACAGGAGAUAAACCUUUCAGCUGCCCAGUUUGUGGUAAAAGAUUUUCAGUCAAGUCACGAAAGGUGACACACAUGAGAAUUCAUUCAGGAGAAAAACCUUUCAGCUGCUCUGUUUGUAAGAAGUCAUUUGCGUGGAGUGAAAAUAUACAUGCACACAUGAGAACUCAUACAGGAGAGAAACCUUACAGCUGCUCCAUUUGUGAUAAAAGUUUUAGACAAAAGAUAAAUCUGACCCAGCACAUGACACAUCACACAGGGGAGAAACUGUACAGUUGCAGUGUUUGUAACAAAAGAUUUGCCUGGUCAUCUCAGGUCACAAGACAUAAAUGUGUUGGUCGUCAAACUCAUGAGAACAGAGAGGCAGAGCCUCCAGCCGAAAGCUUAACUGAACAGAUAGAAAGAGAAGCUGAUGGACUGUGGAGGACCAGAACCAGCCAGGAAUUCUGAUCCAGAUACACAAUUGCAAACAGACACCAUCGACGAGACUGGAGACUUCUGAGACUGAUGGCAGUGAUGACUGGAAAAGGACAGAGAACCUCAAUCAGGUUUAAGCUCCUUAAAAAACAAUGAAGUACCUGUCAGUGACAUGGACUGUAAAACUGGAAAAGAUUUGACCACAAGGGAAACACUGCAGACUAGAGUUCACACAGCAGAGAAACCAUUUAGUUGUUCAGUUUGUGACAAAAGAUUCUCUCAGUUCUAUAAUGUUAAAAAAACAUGAGUGUGUUGGUGAGAGCAGCAGUAAUAAAUGAAGCUGCAGAGAUGCAAUUGAGACAUUUUUUUAGAGCAGGAUUGAGCUCCUGAGGGCAAGACCUGGUUCAAAACCAAUCAGCUAAAAACUGACAGACUUAAGGCUGAUACAGACUCCACAGUAAGUCUUUUAAAAGAAGAUGAAGUUACACAAACAUUUAAAUUUUUGUCAAUUUGCGUCUACGUUAUUUUGACAUUUUUCUGGGGCACUGUACUUUUUGGUAUUACAUGUCUGAACUGAUUCAACUUGUUUAACAUUGUCUAAAGGGAUUUCAUAUGUCCUGGGCAGCUCUGUGGUUUGAGAUAAAUUAUCAGCAGUGCUGAAACUGAUGUAAAAUAUUUAACUUUAUCAUUAUUCAGUAGCUUUUUCUUUACAGUUUGAAGUCAUUACCUCCUUGUUCUUGCUUUACAGUAGAAAUUGAACAUGGUUAGUUUGUGUGUAAGGUAAAGUGGAACAAAUAUUAAAAUAUAGUGGACACUUACACUGAUAUAGGUUUUAGGUGGCUAAAAUACAUAUUUGCAGCGACUCUGUCCACAGCUGCAACUGACAUUGCUUAGCUUCUGUGCUGGUAGAUUUGGUUUAUCGGAGAUGAGAGCAAAGCAACAAAGUACAUAAAAUAAGCACAGCAGAACUGUCAGAUGAGUUGGAUUGUAGUGUUUACCUAUGUUUCUUUAAAUGUUACAGUUUUGAUUUUGGCUGAAAAUGACAACAGAAAUCAACUUGUUUACCAAUUUGACAUAUCUCUGCAGUUGUAAUCAACUGCUGGUUGUCUACCCGGGAGUGACUGUUGUUAACGUGAUGUCCAAUUAAUUCGGUCUAUUGAAGUACAACCUUAAACUGCAGAAAAUGUGGUGACACUGGCUGAACUUUUUUAUUAAGCGAUACAAACUUAUCCUU